GCGAGAUUAGCAACGGCGGCGGAGGAAGCCGAAGGGGCGAGAGCAACAAGCCGCGGACCUGGAAGCGGAGCCGGGGAGGGCGCGCUUCGGGGGUUUUGAGUGAAAGAUGGUGGAUCGCUUGGCAAACAGUGAAGCAAACACUAGAAGAAUCAGCAUAGUGGAAAACUGUUUUGGAGCUGCUGGUCAGCCUCUGACUAUUCCUGGCCGUGUCCUGAUUGGUGAAGGAGUACUAACAAAACUGUGUAGGAAGAAACCAAAAGCAAGGCAGUUCUUCUUAUUCAAUGACAUUCUUGUGUAUGGCAACAUAGUCAUCCAGAAGAAGAAAUAUAACAAACAGCACAUCAUUCCAUUGGAAAAUGUAACUAUUGAGUCCAUUCAGGAUGAGGGAGAUUUACGGAAUGGAUGGCUUAUCAAGACCCCAACUAAAUCUUUUGCAGUGUAUGCUGCUACUGCAACAGAAAAAUCGGAAUGGAUGAACCACAUAAAUAAAUGUGUUUCUGAUUUGCUGUCCAAAAGCGGGAAGACCCCCAGUAAUGAACAUGCAGCUGUCUGGGUACCUGAUUCUGAAGCCACUGUAUGUAUGCGCUGCCAGAAAGCAAAAUUUACCCCUGUCAAUCGUCGACACCACUGCCGGAAAUGUGGCUUUGUUGUAUGUGGGCCCUGUUCUGAAAAGAGGUUUCUUAUUCCCAGUCAGUCUUCCAAGCCUGUGCGAAUCUGCGACUUCUGCUAUGACCUCCUUUCCACGGGAGAAAUGCCCACGUGCCAGCCCACGAGAUCAGACUCUUACAGCCAGUCACCGAAGCCUCCUUUAAAUGAUAUAUCAGAUGAUGACGAUGACGACGACAGCAGUGACUAAACAGUGAAAGAGAAUGUCUUGAUGUUACUAUCGAUAUUUGAACCUGAGUUGCUGUAUGAGGAAACCUAGCUGCAGGGUCUUCUGAGAGGCCUACCCUAGCCAUAAAAUUUGCCUGAAAUACCUUCAGCUCAAAUGUGCCUCAGUAUCUGAAUCUCUUAGAUAUAUCAUCACUCUUUUUUCUGCAGGGAUAGACUCUUGCAAAAUAUAUCAUUUUCUAGCUUUGUAUACUUGAUUUCCUCUGUAGGGGUUGAGUUGAUCCCCUUCCCUUCCCCAUUCCUCUCAGUGUUGAAGACUAGAAAAUCAAGCAUAGAUGUCUUUUUCUACCCACAAGCAUCCUACACUGUUUUGAUACUUUAUGGCUUCUUUUUAAUAUUCGGGUCGAGGGGAUGAAACCUGCAUGAAACUGGUGUUUUGGUUAGAAAAUUGAGUAGAACAUCCUACUAGACUUUGAAACUGAUGCUAUACUAAGACCCUUUGUAACAUAAAUGCAUACUGUAAUGUCAUUAACUUUUAAAAUUUUAUGCAAUUUGUCAUACCAAGUGGUGCCUUGUAAUGACUGUACUGUUGCAGGAAGGAACUAACCCAUUGUACCCUCUGGCAUGCGACAAACUAAAAAUAGUUGGUGCUAUUGACAAUAAUUGCUGUUGUAUAAUUAGGAUUUGAGUGGUGAGGGCUGUGAGUAUAUCAUUACAUUGAGUGUUGUCCACCAGCCCCAUGCACAAAAUAGUUUUCUCUAAGAUGAUAUAUGAGGACAGAUUGAAUACUUGUGGAGACCAACUAUUGUGAGACCCCAUAAAUGUGGUACUCCCACACAAUGAAUAAAACUGCUGGGCUUGUGGACAUCUAAGAAACAAGAUCUUCUUCAAAUAGAUUCAGUCCCUUGCUAUUUUCAAAAUUGUUCGAGAUUAUUAAAUGUUUAUCGCUAUCAGGUAUUAGUAAUUGAGAACUGUAUUGUCUCAGAUCAUGGUAUUUGCUGUAAUGUUUUUGAUUUGAUAUUUAUAAAAUGUAAUUCCUCAGAUGCUUCACUAACCUUUUUAAACUUUAGGAAUGGAUUUCUUUUAUAACUAGAAUGUGUUUUAAAAGCACAACAACAUGGGAAAAUGUCCCAAUCGUCCAUGUGAAGGGGAAAAAAACUUGCAACAAAGUCCAUCCUUUGUACACUGCAGACCUCGAGAUAGAAAUGAACUGUAGAUGAAUUCAUUUUAAAUCUAUAAAUCCAGGACCAGGACAAAUAGUGCAAAAGGUGUUUCCAUUAAAGUAUUUACUUUUUACUUUUAACAACAUUCUUUUCUAUGAUGGUGUCAAUUUUAGAGAAAUGUCAGAUUUAGCCCUGUGACGUUUUGUAAAACCCCAAUACAUAUCUCUAUUUUUAUAUUACUGUGGUAUGUUUAAUCAAUCCAUGUAGGAGUCCCUGCCAGAAUUGUGUGGGAAUUUGGUAGCACCUGAGAGUUCAUAAAAAUAAAUAAAAAUGUUGAAUAUUGUUUGUAUUAAAAAGUUACAGUAUCUAGAUAUUUGUUCAUUAAUUUACAAUUUCUACACUUUUUGCCUCAUCUGGCAAUAAUUGGGUUAUAUUUAUUGAAUAAACAAUCAAUUCUGCAUCUUGCACUAGUCUACUAGUCUCUCAGUCUGUAAUCUGGCUGCUUUAGCACAGAUGUCAAUGUUGGAAAAAGUUAGAUGAGGGGUACAAUUCAUUAGGUGAUGUGGAACAACAGUGUCCAUUUACUUUGAGGUAUGCUUUGAAAUAUGUUGCUUUGCCAGGUAGAUGUCUGUUCAGAGCUAUAGUUUUCCAGCUGAUAUCCAAAUACCUGAACAGUGCUAACAGGGAAGGAACACUGCAUUAAUCUAGAUGGCAAUCUAGAUAGGUACACAUUUACCCACGUUUUCUGAGAAGGUAUCUGUAUAGCUUCCCUACCUGCUCUGUGAAUUCCCAAGUUCAGAAUAGUUUGGGUAUCUGAGAUGAGAAGCCCCAUCUAAAGUAUGGUCAAAAUGUUUUGACUGGGUUGAUCAUUUUACAGUGUGCUAAAUGGAUAUAUAAAGGCUGCAUUUGAACAUAACGCUAACCUAUACUUUAGCAUUACAAGAGCAAACCUCAGUGAACCUUGGGCUCACACGCUCCCCACUCCCCUCCUCUGGUGUGGUCACAAGGAAAUUUGGAAGCUUCCUUGUUACAUUAACUUCAGUUUAAGAAUGUUGUCCAAACCCUGAACUGUGCUUAAUGUUAAAUAUUGUUAGUUGAAUCAAACUAACAAUACUGGUUUAAAGCUGGCUUGUUUCAACAAGCGUUUGGAUGACAUGGCAGCUGCAAUUAAUCUAAAAUGCAUGUUUCUUCUACUGAAGAGAUAAUAUGAAGAUCUUCUGUCCAUAGUGCAGAUACUAGCUAUAAGGUACAUCUUGAUAUGAUUAACUUUUGUUCUUACCCUAUGUUGUGCAAAAGACUUUGGAUAUUUGAAUGUCAAACUUAUAUUUGCUCAAUUGUCUUUGUAUGUUGCACAAAUGCUUCAGCACUUUCUACCUGCAAGAACAUUUAUCCUCCAUUUGGCAACAUGCUCUCUCUAGCAACCCCUAACCCCAUUGUUAUUUGUGAAUGAAAUUCACUCUAUGCUGCAAUUGAUCCCUGAAGCUGUUACCAAAUUGACAUUGUAGGAGAAAAUAAUCCUAGGAAUAGAAGUGUGAAAAUGUUACCACUUUUGUGGUUCUGAUCACAAUUUUAUUGUGUAAAGUAAACUUUUGUCUUGUGUGUUAGUCAAACUUUUAAAAGGGCUUAAUAAAUGGUUUUGUAACUUUG
Messenger RNA from Elgaria multicarinata webbii, 3641 nucleotides. RefSeq names its product pleckstrin homology and FYVE domain containing 2 (gene PLEKHF2). Gene Ontology annotation, cellular component: early endosome. Gene Ontology annotation, molecular function: metal ion binding; phosphatidylinositol binding. The transcript is spliced from 2 exons. The record is from RefSeq and is a predicted model, not a curated record. NCBI's taxonomy places the organism in Eukaryota, Metazoa, Chordata, Lepidosauria, Squamata, Anguidae. Gene Ontology annotation, biological process: endosome to lysosome transport; endosome organization. Bases 107 to 856 code for a protein of 249 amino acids.